This is a messenger RNA of Xenopus tropicalis (tropical clawed frog), 3111 nucleotides long. RefSeq names its product zinc finger CCHC domain-containing protein 3-like. The coding region runs from base 246 to 1559 and encodes 437 amino acids. Gene Ontology annotation, molecular function: zinc ion binding; RNA binding; double-stranded DNA binding. Gene Ontology annotation, biological process: activation of innate immune response. NCBI's taxonomy places the organism in Eukaryota, Metazoa, Chordata, Amphibia, Anura, Pipidae. The transcript is spliced from 2 exons. The record is from RefSeq and is a predicted model, not a curated record.
GAGCCAAUAGCGUUACAGCCCGCCUCUCCGCGGGAAGUAGAUGCAGGAUCACGUGACUGUGCUUGUAGCUGGGAGGAGUCAUUGGGCUGCGGAAGUUGCCUCGGAGAGCGCACCCAGGAGGAUCCGUUAUUCUAUAUGCACCUCCAGUCCAGGCUGCAGACUGGGUAUCGGUUACUACAUAUCCAUACCUUAGCAACUCGGUAACCACCAGAACUGCAUGGGAGAGCGAUCGACCUGAAUCAGAGAUGGAGACGGACACCAACAAAUCACCACAGCGCGAGACAGACCUUUCCCUUUCUGCUGCUAUUGGGGACUCCGAGGAGCACAAAGGACUUGUUAAGUCUGGGGAAAGUGUGUUGUCUCGUUCUGAUGCCGAUGUCUCUCAGUCUGAUGCCGAUGUCUCUCAGUCUGAUGCAGAUGUCUCUCAGUCUGAAGCCGAUGUCUCGCAGUCUGAUGCCAACAUCUCACAGUCUAAUGCUGAUGUCUCACAGUCUGAUUCCAACAUCUCGCUGUCUGAUGCCGACGUCUCACUGUCUGAUGCCAACGUCUCACUGUCUGAUGCCAACGUCUCCCAUUCUGAUGCCAACGUCUCCCAUUCUGAUGCCAACGUCUCCCAUUCUGAUGCCGAUGUCUCGCAGUCUGAUGCCAAUGUCUCGCAGUCUGAAGCAGCGAAGCUCGCUUUACUAGCUGCUAAUUCAGAGCCUGCUUUGCCCCAAGUCACUGGGGUAAAUGAGGACGAUCCUGGGGAUCAAAACCGUAAUGUACGUUCUGAGCUUUCGGUGAAUGCCGGUCCAGUUCAGGGCCCUGCUGAUCUACAGAGCAAGGGGGGUGCAGAAGCAACACAAGGGGGAGCACAGGGUCCUUCUCAUGGCAAGAAUAAAAAUAUUGUGCGACUGUGUUGGGCAGGGGAUGAGGCUCACCCUCUAGACAGGGGGCGAGUGUCCAGGCUCUUGUUCGACUCUAUGGGCUUUCGCUCCGAUGACAUAUUUGCCGUGGCCGAGGUGCCUCGCUCCAGGUUCGACGUCUGUUUCCAAUCGGCGGAGUCUCUGCCCAAGUUCUGGUCCUUGUACAAAAGAAAGCGCACCACCGACAUGUGGCGAUCUGUCCAAGCCCGGCCCGUGUCCAGCUCACAAGUGAAAGCCGUCACCAUAGCGUUCAAACACGAGAUGAUCCGUCGGAAAGACGUUCUGAGCUGGCUCCAGCAGCACUGCACGGUCCUCAGCCCGGUGAGACGCGUGAGGGAUGAGGACGGCAUCUGGAACGGGGAAUGGAGAGCGCAGGUCAAGCUCAACGUGGUGGACAAUGUCCUGCAGCAUCUGCCAAUCACAUUCUUUAUAUGGAACGAGCGGGGCGUGGUCUCGUAUUUCGGGCAGCCCCGCCUCUGCUACGUGUGUGCUUCUACAGAGCAUUUUGCCAGCGACUGCCCCAUAGAGAAACAGCGAAUGAUCGAUGAGUACAACCUUUCUAGGAUGGAGGAUUACGAUGAUUACGAGGCACAGUAUUAUGGGUACGGCACAGAGACUGCUUCCUGCCGACAGGCCGGGGGGAUAAGGCUUUAGACCGCCGGGUGUUUCUAACGUUAGCGGUGAGAUUCCCACAACAACACUGGGCACAAAGGCGAGAGAGUAGAAGUUGUAUCGAAUUGUAGCGCCAGAUGCAUCUCUUUGUUCAGUUGCUUCUUCCUCAUUUGGCGAAAUCCACUUUCCUUUUUAUAUAGGAGACGCUUGUAGUAUCGGCCGACCUCCCUCGGUCACCGAGCUUCUUAAAGGAACAGUAACGCCAAAAAUAUGCAAGCGUAUAAAAGUAAUAACGAUAUAAUAUACGGUUGCCCUAAGCUAUAGUAGGGACCAGUUGUACCAGGGCAGCAGUACAUUCAAUUUUAUUUACUUUCAUGUUUUGGUGUUACUGUUCGUUUAAUAAAGAGAUGACCAGCAAACUCAGUGACGACGUUGCCUUUGUUGCAGAGGCUCUGAGUUUCGGCAGAGAGGAGUCCCACCUCCGACAGAAUUACAUUACAUCCUUGUCAUCAACCAAUCAGCCCAGGUAUCUUUUCGAGUCAUGUCCUCAUUACCCAUAGGCUUAUUGCUGUAGUUGUACCAACAACUCUCUUGUCAGACUCUCAGAUCUCUAAAGGUGCCCAUACACGCUAAGAUCCGCUCGCUUGGUGAGGUUGCCAAGUGACCGGAUCUUCUCUCGAUAUCCCCACCUACAGGUGGGCGAUAUCGGGUGAAUUCAGGCUAAUUCGGUUGUUUGGCCCUGGGGCCAAAGUUAGGCGCAGUCGGUUUGGGGGCCGCAUCAAUGAGCCGAUGCAGUCCCCUAAUUUUUUAAACCUGCCCGAUCGAUAGCUGGCAGAUUUCAGGCCAGAUAUGGGUGGGGCAGGCCCGCCGGCAGUGCCCAUACACGGGCCGAUUAGCUGGCGAAUCUAAGGGACCCAUAUCGGCAGCUAGAAUCGGCCCGUGUAUGGGGACCUUUAGGGAAGGAGGCAGAUAUUCAGCUCGUUAGGGCUUCUGUUAGAUUACAGACACGUAAUUGGGGCAGCCCAUAGAUGACACCAGAGGUAGUAGAUACCAGGAACCCUAUGUGCUUAGCCUCCGAGGCCACUACCAUUGAGAGGACUGACUCGGAGGGUUUUGUGUUUGUUUUAUGACAUAUGUCAUAAAAGAGAGUUUUUGUUAAUUCUGCAGUUCAUUUUUUUUGAUUAUAAGACACAUUUUGUGGAAUAAAAAGUAAAAAUGCAAUGCUGUACUACAAAUCCCAGCAUCCCUCAGAGCCCCCUAUUGGGAGUUAUGUUUAACUGUUUGUGUUGCUUUUAAUGAGACCCGUUCAUGAGAGAUAGUGGUUUAUACUCCGUAUAACAUCUUGUCCAGAAGGGAAUCCCCACAGCAUUGGACUUGGUAUAGAACCGGCCCAGUCUGUUUAGCUGGAAGGCUGGGCCCCCGAUACGUUACUUUUAUUACAAGGUACUAAAUCAUAUAUAUAUAUAAUAAUAAUAAUAAUAAAAGGCCGUGGGUUUUUUGUUAGAGAAAUUGCUUUAUCUCUGUAUAUUUUUGAGCAGAUUUCCUCCUGUUUGGAAGUUACUAACGGUUUAUUAAUAAACAGAGUUAGAUUUCA